AUGCUCCGCUCUCCCCCGCUUUCGCUGUUCUUGCAUGGGGAGCGCUGCCCCUGCUCGUGGACAAGGACACCCCCAUCGACGUCGCCCCCGUCCGAGAAACGAAGCGCACCACCGCACUCCGCCCCCUACCAGCCUCCCGCUAGCGUGCCCCUCGCCUCCAAGAAAGUCGGUGCUCACCUCGAGAACGUCCUUCCCACAACCUUUACCGACGAAGACUCCCCGCUCCACCUCCCAGUCCCUUCGCCUCCCACCCGCCGCGCUGCGUUCGCGCUCGAAGCGUCCGCGGCGGGCGCGACCGUGCAGCUCGCCGACCAGGAUUACUUGGUGCAGUCAGCGGUGGGGGCGACGACAACAUGCGCUUCGGGCCCUCCCGCCGGUUCUUCAACCCCGGGUUCUCGUACGAGGUACGGUACUGCGCGCGCGCGCUCGGUCGCCUCCGCGAUCGGGAACCCCGCGUCCAUGGGGGAGCGGCAGCGCCGGGAGGUCGAGUGCGUGAAGCGGUGUCUGAACGUCGUCCACCAGUUCGCGCUGUGCGGCGCGGACGCGGGGCUGAAGCCGGCGUGGGUCGUCGGCGCGCGUGGGCAUUUCCGGUUGGUCGCGCUUGUGCGCUGCCUGAACUGA
Epithele typhae is the source of this 621-nucleotide messenger RNA. RefSeq lists its product as uncharacterized. Bases 1 to 621 code for a protein of 206 amino acids. Lineage: Eukaryota; Fungi; Basidiomycota; Agaricomycetes; Polyporales; Epitheliaceae. The record is from RefSeq and is a predicted model, not a curated record. The transcript is spliced from 2 exons.